Messenger RNA from Passer domesticus (house sparrow), 2660 nucleotides. Its product is annotated as protein mono-ADP-ribosyltransferase PARP12-like. Bases 1152 to 2048 code for a protein of 298 amino acids. The record is from RefSeq and is a predicted model, not a curated record. Gene Ontology annotation, molecular function: NAD+-protein mono-ADP-ribosyltransferase activity; RNA binding; NAD+ poly-ADP-ribosyltransferase activity. The transcript has 9 exons. Gene Ontology annotation, biological process: response to virus; positive regulation of type I interferon production; positive regulation of mRNA catabolic process. Lineage: Eukaryota; Metazoa; Chordata; Aves; Passeriformes; Passeridae. Gene Ontology annotation, cellular component: nucleus.
GUUCAACAGCUCCAUGGAUGACAUUGCAAUUAAAAGGGAUAAAAAUAAAAAAUACGAUGUCCAGAAGAUAUCAAUUUACAGUGAGCUCAAUUUUCCAGUUUGUGGAGAGUUGUUUGUUUUUAGAGAGGAUGGUGUGCUGCUCACAGCAAAGAUAUUCUACCAAGCCAGAAUGCUCUUCCUAAACCUCCUGUCUCAUGUCUAUUGAAGCACUUAGGCCUCAGUGGGUCUAAGAGCUUCAAGAAUGGCCAGAAGUGAAAGAAAGUGAGUUCAUAAUCACAUUUGUGGUGUUGUUUUUUUGGUUUGGUUUGGUUUUUUGUGUGUGUAUGCUAGGGGUUUUGUUGUUGUUGGGUUGGUUUGUUUGUUUUAAUGCUAUGUCUAUAGAAUGCAUUCAGAGUGUACCCUUUCUGGAAAUCCAGAGAUUUAUGUGUUUCAGCCACUGCUGAUCUGGUGUGACUGGAUCACCAGGAAAGAAAAAUGUUCUGGGCAGUUCAACUGAACACAAUCUGAGAUUUAAAAAAAGUCAAAGAAAUGCUUUUGGCUUAACAAGUUUGCAUCUUAAGACUACUUGACAUGUUGUUAAGCUUUAUGCCUCAGAGCUCUGCUGGGAAUUGCUGUCAGCUUCUGAAAGGCCGGAGGUCAGACUGGAAAGUUCCUAAGCCUUGUCUGAUUAGUGUGGGGAAGAGCAGAGAGGAGGAUCAAACUUCAAGGUGCAGGAACAAAAACACCUGGGACGGUACAGAGUUCCGAGGGCUGAGCAAGCCUGUCUUGCAGGGCUCUGUGCUCGGUACACACAGGUUUGUGUGGCUCAGUAUGGCUCUGCUUGCUGCAAACCCCCCAACCAGUGCCCAUACAACCCCGGGGAGAGCAGGAUGAACAACACCCACUUCCUGCACUGAGAUUUGGGGGGGCACUUUAGAAGGCAAUGUCAGCUGUUGGCUUUCCAAGAAUGAUGUUCAACAGAAGCUGCUCCUUAUAGAAAGGACAAAGUGCUGAAUAUGCCCGGCCAUUGGAAGGCUGGGAGGAAUUGGUUGUAGGUGCUGUGUCUAGGACAGAGUGCAGAGUGGAGACUUUGCUGGGCAGAGCAAGCAGCCUGGUGCCCAUCAACUCUUCUGCACUUUGUUGUCUCCUGACUCAUCUGUCUGCUCCUGAAAAUGGAGUAUGUCUGGUAUUGGCUCGAUGAUUCCAAGCAGUGGAUUGAGUAUGGGAAAGAGCACCUAGGUCACGUCACUGCCACUGUAACAUCUGCAUUUCUGGAGAAUGAAUAUCAAGCUGACAAGAAUGGUGUUAUUUUUUUCAGGGCUGGUUCUCAGCAGUAUAAGUUAGACUUUGCAGACAUGGUCCAAACAAAUGUGCUCUUUAAAACUAAAAGAAGUGUUAUUCGACUGCCUAACUCUGAAGAUGGACAAGAUGGAAGCCAAAACAUGACUCUAUCACAUCAUGUCUAUCCUCCACAGUGGGACCAAACUGCACUACCUGAUAUCGGGUACAAGUUGAUACAGCUCAGCAAUGAUUCCCAAGAAUAUACAAAAAUCAAGAGGCUGUUUGAGAAGACAAUGAAAAAUUACUGCAUCAAACAGCUGCAGAGGAUUCAGAACCCAACACUUUGGGACAUUUUUCAGUGGCAAAAAGAAAAGAUGAAGAAGCAAUUGAAAGGGGUGAACGAGAGGCUCCUGUUCCAUGGCACAAGUCCAUCCCACGUGUCUGCCAUCUGUGAGCAGAACUUUGACUGGAGACUCUGUGGGACUCAUGGGACAAUGUAUGGAAAAGGAAGCUACUUUGCCAGAGAUGCCAGCUAUUCCCAUGAGUUCUGCUCCUCUCUCGGUGGGCGCUACAGCAUGUUCGUAGCUCAGGUUCUUGCUGGAGACUUUGUACGGGGGAACCCUGAGUACUGCCGCCCUCCACCCAGAGACAAAAAUUCAAAUAGACUUUAUGACAGCUGCGUGGAUGACCCAACAGACCCUUCCAUCUUUGUCAUCUUUGAGAAGCAACAAAUUUACCCUGCCUAUAUUUUGGAGUACAGCCUUGAGACCAGCUGUGUGGUCCUGUAAUGAGCGGUGGAAUGUCUUUUGAAUUCACUCUGAAUAAAUUAUUCUUCGGUACUUUUUUUUUUAAUGUUUGUUCAAUUUUAGUUGUAGCUUUAGAACACUUUGUAGUGCAGUGAACCAGUAUCAAUGCCCUGAUUAUUUGGGGAGGCAUAGUGUUUUGCUAGGGGCUAUUCUUUCCCCAGAAGCAGUGCCAAGCUUUAGCAUUCAGCAUAUCUCUAGCCUAGAAUGGGGACAGAUGUACCUACCUUGCAUACCAUAAUGCAGAGUUGAAAUGACCUUGAUCCACUGGUAUGGUCACCUUGGGUUGAUUCCUGCCUGUGAUGGUGCUGAUAUGCCAAAGGGAGGCUGAGCAGGGCAUGUGGAAGAAGAAAAAGCGAAAGUACCUACAUCAUGGUGCUCAAGAGAGGAAUCAUGGCCUGUUUUUGAAAUAAAUGGCAGGAAGCUCCUGCAUCCUGAAGGCUUUGUAAUUAAUUCUGGCAAAGAAUUUGCUUUGUUUCCUGGUCACAUUGCUGGCAUUUCUUCUUACCAUUUUCUGCUGUGUCAAGUCUGCAUUUGGUUAAGAAAAUAAACAACAUUCAGGCCUCAGCCUGAAUGAUACCCUGUGACACCCUGUCC